AUGGGAUGUGGUGCUUCUAAAUCAUAAUUAGAAAGAAUGAAGAGUUAUGUAAAUUGUAUCAAUAAAUUUAGAAAUAAAAAUUAGAAGAAUUAGAAUAAAUAAAUGGUUAAUUAGCUAAAUAAAUAGCAGAUUUGAGAGAUGUUAAAAAUAAGAGAAAACCAAUAUAUAUCAUAAAAGAUUAGGAGGUAUAAGGAAUCUUAAUGAUUUUGAGAGGUGGAAGAAUUAACAAGUUAUAAGGAAGAACUUGAACGUAAGUUUUAGGUGAUUGAAAAAGAAAUUUUAAAGGUCAAUAAACAAUUACAAAUAUAAGCAAAGGCAGAACCAAAGAAAAAAAGGAAAACUACUAAACCUAUUGAUAUAGAUGAUAUAGCAGACGAAGAGGAAUGGAAAAAAGUUUGUUAAUUUAUAUCUAAAAUAGAAUAUGAUGAAUGAUGAUGAUAUCACUAUAAAACCUUUUGAUGAUGCUCAACUUGAAAUAGAAUCAGAUAAUAUUGGAAAGAAAGAUAUUAAUAAGAGCUCUUAAAGUAAACUUACAAAUUUAAGUAGGUAACAUUUUGAUUAUGGAUUCUUAACAAAAUAUUAAAAAAUAAAUAGCAAAUGCUGAUGAAAUUAAUAAUUAAGAAUAAUAAUUUCAAUUUGACAGUAAAAAAAUUAUUAUAUAAAAUGAUUAAAAUAAUAAUGAUGAAUAAUCAAAGCACUAAUAAUAAGAUUUAUAUAAAAUCAAAGUUAGUAUCUAAGAAGCAUUAGGAGAAGACUUAUAAGCAUAUAAUGAUGAAAUCAAAAACAAAUUAUUUUCUUAAGACUUAAGUAGUCAACCCUAAUAAUAAACAUUAAAAAACAGUGAAAUUGAAAUAUGUUUUAAUGAGUAAUCCUUAGAGUAAAUUGCUUAAAGUCCUGAAAAAAACAUUACUACGGUACCUAAAAAGAGUAAAUCAAGUUAAGCACAAACUUAGAUUUAGGUUUAAAAUUAAUAAUAGUAGAAAGCAGAAAAAUAAUUAUACUUCUCCAAAUAACGUCCUUCUGGUAAUAAUUAACAAAGAAAUACAAAAUAAAAAUACCAAAUAUGA
This is a messenger RNA of Paramecium pentaurelia, 1067 nucleotides long. Lineage: Eukaryota; Ciliophora; Oligohymenophorea; Peniculida; Parameciidae. The record is from the annotation of a GenBank genome assembly.